Molecule: messenger RNA, 2508 nt
Organism: Schistosoma mattheei
Lineage: Eukaryota; Metazoa; Platyhelminthes; Trematoda; Strigeidida; Schistosomatidae
Source: the annotation of a GenBank genome assembly
AUGCUGUUCUUAAUCACUCUUAAUAAAUUUCGUUGGAAACAUGUAAACUGGAUGAUUUUCGUUCUUGAAAAUAUACUGCUUAUUAUUCAACAAAGUAUGAGUCAAAAUUGUAAUCAAAGAAUAUAUGGACUAUUCAAUGGAAGUAUUAUUAGUAUUACUACUAAUAUGACAGGUACAAAUGUUGCACAAUUAUGUUGGUUAUCUAAUGAAAAUUUCACUUACUUACAACCAUUGAAUGACUGUUUGGACUUUAGUGUAGUAUGGAUAACUGAGCCACCAAAUGAAUGGCAUAUUGAUGAAAUAGUUAGAAUUAGAUUUUUUGUAACUGCUUCUCCAUCAUUUUACGGACAAGCUAUACAGUUCAAUAUAUUUUCACGUAAUCCAUUAUUAAGUUCAAUUGGCGAUGUAUCAUCGUUUUGUUCUGCAACAUCUUGCAAAAUAUUUCAAGUUGAAAGUACAUGUUGUAUAUGGCAUAUGAGUCUGUUUAUGAAUAGAUUAACUUCUCCCAGUGAACAAUUUCCUUUGGAUGUUUGUGAUUUCAAUAAUUUUAAUAAUAAAAGUAUACCAGUUUAUUAUGGUUCAUCACUGAAUUCUGAAUGGAGUCUUUUAGUUCCAAAUGUUACACAACCAGGAAUUUAUUUAUUACUUGUUCGAAUACUGGUUGGAAGAUUUCAAAGUAUUUUGGUAAAAAGAGUAACAAUUACAGGUCCAGACAUUUACCGUAUAUUACAAGAAAAUCAAUCGCUAGAAGUAGUGGAAAUAGUUUUAAUCGUAUUGGCUUGUUUAUUACUGCUGGUUAUUGGAUUUAUCUUAUUGUACUAUGUUAUAAGAAAACAUAAAACAAACAAGGAAAUCGAAGAAACUUGGGUACUCAAUCCAGAGAAAAUUUGUGAUAUUGAUCCAGAGGACAGGUGGAUUAAAAUGUUUCUAUCCCGUUCAACAAACUGUUCGCUUAAGAUGAUUGACUGCGUUCCAGUAGCAAUGAAAGAAGUCUACGUAGAAUUUACUGAGUUAACAAGCGAUAUGCAAAGACAACUAUGGGAAGUUAAGAAAAUGAAACAUAAUAAUUUAGUGAAGCUCAUUGGGGCCACAUUUAUAUCACCUGUCUUAUCAUUAUAUACAGAGUUUUGUGAUAGAGGAAGUUUGUGUUACGUACUUCGACGUGAUUCUAUCCCGCUAAGUUGGAGUUUAAGAAUAGGUUUUUUAACUGGUCUUGCUAAUGGUUUAGCUUAUUUACAUCAUUGUCAAAUUGUACAUGGUCGAUUGAAUUCAUCAAAUUGUGUGAUUAGUGAUAAAUGGACAUGUAAAAUAACAGAUUAUGGAUUAGAUAAUUUAAUUUGGUCAAAUGAUUUUGAAAAACAUAAAACGUUUUUAGAUAAACCAGAAAAUUUACCAUAUAUUCCACCUGAAUACAGAGAUUAUAAAGAAACACUAUUCGUGCCAGCAGUAGACAUAUACAGCUUUGGUACAAUCAUGUGGGAAACAGCAAGUCGUAGUGAUCCGUCUCAAGAUGACGAAUUUGUGGCAGACCCAAUGUAUAAUCACCCGGAAUUGCCGACUAAAAGACGUUUUGAAACUGAUGUUAAAUACGAGGUUGCAACAGUACCGCCUUUUGAAGAAUACAACAAUUUGAUGGAAUCUUGUUGGAAAUGGUUGACAAAGUUUUAUCCAAAAAAUAUUGGAGUUGAUGAAGAUACAAUACUUACGAAAGAAUAUGCUAAAUGUCUUGAAUCUAUUAUUGAAGAUAGAACACAAGCGCUUCGUAGUGAACAAAAAAUGGCAGACACUUUACUUAAUAGUAUGUUACCAAAACAAGUUGUAGAAAUGCUAAGACAUGGUGAGAAUGUACCGCCUGAAGCAUUUGAACAGUGUACAAUAUACUUUAGUGAUAUUGUCGGUUUUACCACAAUUUCAUCAAGUUCUACACCAUUUGAAGUUGUAGAAUUUCUAAACAAACUGUAUACUCAAUUUGAUGAUAUCAUUGAUCGAUACGACGUUUAUAAAGUGGAAACAAUUGGUGAUGCAUAUAUGGUUGCAUCAGGUGUUCCAAGAAGAAAUGGUGAACGUCAUGCGAUAGCAAUAGCUGAUAUGUCACUUGAUCUAGUCAAUGUUUCACACAGUUUCGUAAUUCCUCACAAACCUGAAGAACCGUUAAAAAUUCGAGUUGGUUUACAUUCAGGUCCAGUAUGUGCUGGUGUUGUUGGUUUGAAAAUGCCAAGAUACUGUCUUUUUGGUGAUACAGUCAACACAGCAAGUCGAAUGGAAAGUACUGGCGAAGCUUACAAAAUACACUGUUCAGAAACAACACACGCUAUAUUGGAUCGACUUGGUGGUUUCACUUUUGAAAAACGUGGUACAAUAACUGUGAAAGGAAAAGGGGAUAUGCAGACAUGGUGGAUCACAGGACGUACUAGAGCUGAUUUGGCGAAAGAUUGCUGCCCACUGCCACUGAACUGGAAAAAAAGACUGAAAAAAACAGAACCUUCAAACCAAACUGAGAAUCCAUGA